UCUUGACACCCUAUAAAUACCACCAACACAAUCUCAUUAUUCUCACUUCCAUAGCCAUAAUCUAGCUCAAAACUUACAAUAUAUACUUAAAGCUCUUAGUUCCUAAAGACAAUGGGUUCUAGAUCACUUCAAUUUUCCGCAAUGUUGUUGAUCAUAAUCGCUUUAUCAGCAUCAAUUAUGCGUUCAAGUGAGGCUUUAUCAGCCAACUAUUAUGUCCAAUCUUGCCCAGAUGCUCUUUACACAAUUCGACGAAUUGUUGAGCAAGCCGUCCGAAAUGAGCCCCGGAUGGGUGCUUCUUUGCUUCGCCUACAUUUCCAUGAUUGUUUCGUCAAUGGUUGCGAUGGAUCAAAUCUACUAGACGAUACUCGGAGUUUCCAAGGAGAAAAAACAGCCCGACCAAACCUCAAUUCUCUCAGGGGAUUUGAAGUUAUUGACCAGAUUAAAUCAACUUUGAACUCGGCUUGUGGCGGUAACGUUGUCAGUUGUGCUGAUAUCGUCGCAGUUGCAGCAAGGGACUCCGUAAACAUUUUGGGAGGUCCAUCAUAUCCAGUUUACUUGGGCAGAUUGGAUUCAAGAACAGCAAGCUUAAACGACGCAAACAACCACAUCCCAGCUCCAUUUUUCAGCCUCCAACAACUAAUAAACAACUUCCAGAACCACAACCUGAAUCUACAAGACCUGGUGGUUCUAUCCGGCGGCCACACCAUCGGCGUUUCGCGGUGUGCUCUGUUCCUACCAAGGCUAGCCAAUGAUUCCAACAUUAAUGCUCAAUUCAAGGCCACAUUGCAGCAGGGAUGCCCGAAUCCUGCUGCCCAGAAUAACAACACCACCCCACUGGAUUCCACUACAAAUCUGUUUGACACUGCUUAUUUCCAGAACUUGCUGCAAUUCAAAGGGCUGCUUCAUUCUGAUCAGGAACUUUUUAAGAAUGAUGGGAGUAAGACUGAUAAGCUGGUGCAAUUCUACAGUAAUAAUCCUAGAGCAUUUUGGUAUGAUUUUGGGGUGUCCAUGAUCAAGAUGGGGAAUUUGUCACCACCUUCUGGAACAAAAGGAGAAGUCAGGCUCAACUGCAGAAGGAUCAAUUAAGAAAGACUCGAGUCAUCCCCUUGCAAUUUUCAUCAUCUUCAUUUUGUCUUUUUUUUUUUUUUUUUUAAUCUGUGAUUUAGAACUUGGAAGUGUGAUUUACAUUAUUUAGUUUCACCCCCUUUUUCAGUUGUUUAUUGUUUCAUUGGAGUGAGAAAUUCUGAAGACCACUUGCUUUGAGCAUUUUGCGAGAAAUGUAACUUAUGGUAUUUGGAAUCAAUUGAUGAGAAGUGUUCUUCAUAGAAUAUUCAAUGCAAGAAACCUUCUUGUUGUCUAGCUAACAAAGUUGUCAAAAACCCGCGUAACAAGUGAAAGAAGAAUACAAAAAUUGUUCUACCUGCC
Molecule: messenger RNA, 1425 nt
Organism: Oldenlandia corymbosa var. corymbosa
Lineage: Eukaryota; Viridiplantae; Streptophyta; Magnoliopsida; Gentianales; Rubiaceae
Source: the annotation of a GenBank genome assembly